This is a messenger RNA of Grammomys surdaster, 725 nucleotides long. RefSeq names its product breast cancer metastasis-suppressor 1-like protein. Gene Ontology annotation, cellular component: Sin3-type complex. Gene Ontology annotation, molecular function: histone deacetylase binding. NCBI's taxonomy places the organism in Eukaryota, Metazoa, Chordata, Mammalia, Rodentia, Muridae. The transcript is spliced from 4 exons. The record is from RefSeq and is a predicted model, not a curated record. Gene Ontology annotation, biological process: negative regulation of transcription by RNA polymerase II. The annotation marks the transcript as partial.
AGUGAAAAGCUUUUGUUGUAUGAUACAGUCCAGAGUGAGCUCGAGGAGAAGAUCAGAAGGCUCGAGGAGGACCGGCACAGCAUCGACAUCACCUCAGAACUGUGGAAUGAUGAGCUUCAGUCAAGAAAAAAGAGGAAGGACCCUUUCAGCCCCGACAAAAAGAAGCCGGUCGUUGUCUCAGGUCCGUAUAUAGUUUAUAUGCUGCAGGAUCUCGAUAUUCUUGAGGACUGGACGACCAUCAGGAAGGCAAUGGCUACAUUGGGUCCACACCGAGUUAAAACAGAACGUAAGUAUGAGUUGUGACGUACUCUGCCAACAACUGUUCAGUCAGGGUGGUUAAAUCACCUGCGUACUGAGGAGGAACUCAACAGUGACUCCAUCAGCCAGUGAACUCCGGAACUGACAUGAGGAAUCAGGAGUCUCCUGCUUCGUCUAGAAGUUUGAAAGUUUCCAUUGCUGCAUAUUUCUUCCUCCUUUCAUUGUUAGGCCUUAGAGUUCUUAGUGAUAUUAGAUCUGUAAUUCAAGAUGCAUUUACCCAGGGUUUUUGUUUUUUUGUUUUUUGUUUUUAAAUUGGCCCCUUACUUCUUUAGGGGAAGUGUUGGGAACUCACAAAUUGGUUCUAGGGAGUCAGAAUCUCUGGAGUUGUAUACUAAAUUUUUUAGGAAUUUUUUUUCCUCUCUUUCUUUCUUUCUCUCUCUCCCUCCCUCCCUCCCUCCUUCCCUCCU